Molecule: messenger RNA, 1347 nt
Organism: Dujonia railenensis
Lineage: Eukaryota; Fungi; Ascomycota; Pichiomycetes; Serinales; Debaryomycetaceae
Source: the annotation of a GenBank genome assembly
AUGUCAGCUCCACCUAUUCCCGAAGAUUACACAGCAGUGGUAGGCCUUUCACGUCUUUUGGCUGCAAUGAAUAACUUGCCAGCGGAUGGGACUGGUAUUAAUCAGCUUGUUGAACAGUCACAUAACUUAAUGGGAACCUGGGUUCCUCCUGUAUUGAAAGACUAUAUUCUAGGAUUGCAGAUUAAUUAUUUCGGAGAUUACCCUAAUAGUACAGACCUUGCUCCCUCCAUAAUUUUCACAGUUGUAUUUUUCAUAUUCUUCUGUGCACAUUUAUUCGUAUUCUUUAUGAAUUAUUCUCGUGGACAUUACUUCUAUGUUUCAUUAUGCGCAGCUUUUUAUUGUGCUAUUAGAAUAGUGGGAUUUGCUCUAAGAGCAGUAUGGUCUCAAGAUAUCACUAAGGCACAGGUUGGUAUCUCCGGGGAGGUGUUUUUGAUCUUGGGUUCAAUCAUAAUUGUUUCCUUUAAUUUGAUCUUAGCCCAAAGAAUAUUCACAUGGAGACAUCCAGUUGGUGGAUCAAGAAAAUUAUUCUGGAAUACUAUGUUUACAUUAUAUGGUGUCGUUGCAGGAAUUAUUGCUAUGACAAUCGUUGCAGGUGCAGUUCCAACACUAUACUUUUUGAGUAACCAUGUCUACACGAAUUAUAAAAUCUGCACUGAAGCCUCUGCUAUAUUAAUUAUCUUGUAUUCGUUGACAUCUCUCAGUUUAAUAGGGUUGGCAUUUUUCUUCAAACCAACUAGUAAGGAUAUUAAUUUAUACACUUAUCAACCUUGGUGGAUUGAAAGUUUUGGGACUUUCUACUAUGUGAAAUCGGGAGAACCACAGAGGGCUGCCGCUACAUUCAUGAAAAGAAAUUCUAACCAUAGACAUGCCAUUAGAGUUAUUGCUGCCACUCACCAUCAUUCAAACAUGGUUGAAGGAUUAUCGAAUCAGAGAGGUGACUUAAAACACAAUCAUUCAAUGGCAAUACUUCUCAUAUCCACAGUUUUGAUUUUCAUUGGUGCCCUCUUAAGAGCAGUUGUUGUGUUCCAAGGGAACAUGCAAAAGAAUACUUCUAAUGUUGGUAAACCUGUUGUUAUGUAUAUAUGCUGGGGGCUUUUUGAGGUGAUAAUUAAUGUUUUAUAUCUAGUAGGAAGGAUCGAUCUCAGAUUUUAUAGACCAGGCAGAUUGCCAAAGGAAGUGAGAGAAAUUGUCACAGCUCAACAGAGUGCAGUGCAAUCUGAGAACGAGGAGGAUGAUGACGAGUACAUAGAUUCUUCCGGAGAGAGGACUCCCGUUGAAGCUCCCUAUUCACGUAGUAUGGAGAAAGAAGUCCACGACGAUGACGAUGAAAGUGAAUUUAGAUUUUAA